Molecule: messenger RNA, 225 nt
Organism: Helobdella robusta
Lineage: Eukaryota; Metazoa; Annelida; Clitellata; Rhynchobdellida; Glossiphoniidae
Exons: 1
Coding region: 1-225 (74 amino acids)
Molecular function (GO): protein dimerization activity
Source: RefSeq, a predicted model, not a curated record
AUGCAGAUCUCAGGAUACCUGGCUUGUAAGUCUGACAGUGUCAGCAGCUUAUUGGCAUAUCCGACAGUGAAGGAGGCAUUUCGCAAAAGUAACUCCACGUUACCAAGUUCAUCUGCCGUCGAAAGAUUAUUCAGUGUUGCUUCACAAGUUUUGAGUGCAAGACGGUGUCGGAUGUCUGAUGAAACUUUAGACAAGCUUGUGUUUCUUCAGUCUAGGAUGAAAUAA